Molecule: messenger RNA, 692 nt
Organism: Dentiscutata heterogama
Lineage: Eukaryota; Fungi; Glomeromycota; Glomeromycetes; Diversisporales; Gigasporaceae
Source: the annotation of a GenBank genome assembly
GCUAUCCUUUAACUUCUAAACAAAAAAAAAGAUUAGAAUAUUACGUAGAUCGUAGGAAAUCCAAGACGCCUUACGAAGAUGAAGCUUUAUGUAGGCAAAUUGCUCAAGAAUGUAACCUCCCAUUUACAAGAGUAAGGGUUUACUUUAAACACAUUGAAAAUAGUUUUGAAAAGAAAAGGAAUGACGCUAAAGCAGCUAAGCAAAAGGAAAGACGACGUAUGGUUGCAUCAAAGUCAAAGAAUUUUUCUGGUAUUGUUACUUCUGCUGAGGGUGAGCCUUCGUUUAAACGAAGGAAAAGAGAAACAAUGGUUCAUAAAGUAGUAAGAAAAACGGGAAAUGCUGUCCAAGCAGUACCUGGCAAUCAUGCUGGGCGUAAAAGUUUGAGAGAAAAGUUUAAGCAAAAAGGAUUAAUAGACACGGGGUCUAUUGCUGAAGAAAAUUUGCCAAUUAUUGCUGACGAAGAACGAUUUGAAACACAAUAUGAAACGUUUUCACAACGCUCACGUCCAAAAUGGAGUCAACAUGAGGACGAAGUGGUUCUUCAUGUAUAUGUAAUUCUCAAAGUUCGUUCACAAAAAUCAAGGUUCUUAUGGGGUGCAAUAACUAAAGUUUUAUCGCACAAAACAACCGAAAAUUGCCGUCGAAGGUUAAAUGUUUUGAUCAAAAAUACGACAACAUUAGAAAGAGUGAAU